Molecule: messenger RNA, 4918 nt
Organism: Mesocricetus auratus (golden hamster)
Lineage: Eukaryota; Metazoa; Chordata; Mammalia; Rodentia; Cricetidae
Gene: Parm1
Product: prostate androgen-regulated mucin-like protein 1
Exons: 4
Coding region: 199-1191 (330 amino acids)
Cellular component (GO): plasma membrane; late endosome; Golgi apparatus
Source: RefSeq, a predicted model, not a curated record
CUCGCGCAGCUGGGAUGGAGCAGAAGUGCGCCUGGCGCCGCAGGGCACACAGCUGACUCUGCGCGCCACCUCCGCUUCGCCUAGCGCCGCCAGACACCAAAGCUGCCACCGAAGCUGCUUGAACUGAUCGCGCCGGGCGGUCAGCACCACCCCCUCCUCCCGCAGCCCACCGGGCGGUAGAGGAGCCACCGGUGCCCUAUGCACUUGGUCAGCCCCAGGAAACUCUUCUCUAGCCGCGUCCAGCUCGGUACCGAGCGCCGGAGUAACAUGGUCUGCAAGGCGCUCAUCGCUCUCUGCAUCUUCACCGCAGGAUUGAGGGUACAGGGUGCUCUGACAUCAGCCCCCUUGCCUGUUUCUCUUACAACAAAGAUCACCCCACCUACAGUCACCUGGACUACCUCUGCUCAAAACACUGCUGUGGCCACCACUAUCCCCGUGGCCAGUGACACUCACAACGCCACAGUCCUCCCCACGACUGCUGCGUCUCUGACAUCUCAGCUCCCCAAGAACAUUUCCACUGUCCCCAGAGAAGAGGCUGUCACCAGCCCAUCUUUGAAGCAGAAUGGCAGCAACACAGACCUCUCACCCACCGGCUUCCCCUCAACGAGCAGCAAUGUCCACUCGACACCCACAGCCAAGGAACACAGCCUUGGUAGUCCCGAAACAAGUGUGCCAGAAACAAGUGUGCCUUCCACUUCGCCGCAGCCACCCACGCUCGUUGCUUCUCAGGCGCCAACCUCGACAUCCACAUCCCAAGCAACUUCCCCACCCGAGGCUCUGUCUGUCUCCAGUACCUCUAAUCACAGCUCCACUGUGAGCAGCACCCAGCCCACAGGACCUGCGAUGGCACCCGGGUCCCCAACCGAAGGUCACAGCUCUAGUCACACACCCACUUCUCAUGGCACAGCGGAACCAGCACCCAAGGAGAAGUCACCCCAAGAUGCUGAGCAUGGCAAAGUGGUCUGUGAGUCUGAGACCACCACCCCCUUCCUGAUCAUGCAAGAAGUGGAGAAUGCCUUAAGUUCAGGCAGUAUCGCCGCCAUCACUGUGACAGUCAUUGCCGUGGUGUUGUUGGUGUUUGGAGCUGCAGCAUACCUAAAGAUCAGGCAUUCCUCCUACGGAAGGUUGCUGGAUGACCAUGACUACGGGUCCUGGGGAAACUACAACAACCCUCUCUAUGACGACUCCUAACAAAGAAAUGUGGCUGGGGACAAGAAGAGUCUGUCCUUUAUUUAUAAGUGCUUAUUCAGUAGAAUUAAUAACAAGUACCUGAUGCUCAUUGAACGACAAUCGCAAGCCCUGUUUUGUUGGUAUGAUUGUUUUUGUUUUUUCAUUUUUUCCUCCCUCUCCUCUGCUGCUACUGCAACAUCCCCCUUCUGGUACAAAAGAACCAUUUUGUAAGGCCAGUGGAGGCCGAUUUGCAGCUGACAUGGCCAUCUUUGCACUGACCAGGCCAGUCAACCAUGAGGUGGAAGCUGCAGCCCAGCCACAGGACCCACUUCGGAAGGACUGAGGAAAAGGGCUCGGGGAUUUAAUUUUAGGGGAACUUUUGGUUUGGGUUAUUUCUUAAACGUCUCUAUAGGAAAUUACAUAAGUAUCUGAAUCCCUGGAGGCUAGCACCCUGUGUGGAGGAAGCAGGGGUUUCUUGAUUUCUUUUUAAUCCCUACCUGCCUGGCUGUAUCUGACAGGAUGCCUACCUGGUCCUACAAGCAGAUAGACAACUCUUUGCUGCCUAAUUAAGGAAAGAUGAAAGAGGGCUGUGCCCAGGAGGCCACCAGGCAAGAGCAAAGUAGCAUAGUGGGCUGUCAAUCUCAGCACUCUCUCAACCUGUUCUCCCCAUCCUAGCCAUGGGAUUCCAGCCCACUCCCCAUCCAAGCCACUCCCCAUCCAAGCCACACUCCCCAUCCAGGCCACGUCCCAUCCAGGUGACUGAAGGCAAUGGGGAUCCAGCCCACUGGCUUUCUGAAAAGUUACAGCACAGUUCCAAAAGAGAAACAGGGAGGAGGGGGAGGAGGUGAGCUUGAAGGACAGGAAGGGACAGGUAUGUAGAACACAAGGGUGGGGAAGAAGGGAGAGACAAAAGCUUACAUGCAUCAAGGACUUGAAGCAAGUAGGAGCUAGCUCUCCAUGGUAGUGGGAGAUAUCUAAAUCUUGGAGGAGCCCAUAGAACUCUCACUUCAGGCCCAUAAAGCAUCGGGUUCACUGCCUUACUGUCUAUAUUGGGUAAUAGCUAUAUGCUAUUUAAAAAAAGUUAAGAGGCAGUUAAUCUUCCAUAGGAAGGAGACACCAAAAAGUACCUGUUUGUUCUCCCCAACACCUACAUUACUCUUUCCUCUUUCUUCCUUUUAACGAAAGAACACCUCUGGGUUUCCAGUCUCAAAAUUCUGUCCAACAAAUUUUGAGAAAUAGUCAUUUUUCUUGACCGGCAUUCAUUUAUUUCACUUAUUACCCAUCAGGAAAUGGUUUUGCCUUCUUCCCCCAGGGACAUUUGAAAAUGUCUAGUGGCAAUUUUUGAUAGUUGCUACUUCUCUGGGAGCACUACGAAGGGGUAGAAACCUGCUAAACCCCCUACUUUUCCUGGGACAACCUGCCACCACAAACAGCCUCCUAGCCGGAAACAUCAAAGGCUGACAUGGAGGUUGAGAUUUAUUGUGAUGUCCUUGUGAUGUGAAAAGACACUCACACAUCAGUAAAACCCUUUCAUCUUUAACAAAGUGAAACAUCAAUCUUUUUUCUCCAAAGUGUUUAGUUUGUUGACUGAUAAGUUGAUUUCUGGCACAUGCAGUUGCCUUAUAUCCGCUUUGUUUCUAGAGUGCUUUACUGCAGGGCUACACCACGGUUCUUCUGCAACUUCUGAAUUGGUACCCAGAUUCUUAUGUCCUGAUUUCACAUAGUGGAAAACAUACAUCUUAAAAUAUGUUACAUUGUCCUAUGAUGUCAUAGAGAAUAAGAAACCAUAAGUCUUUAAUUCCUCAGACACAUCCUGCUCCAUGACUCUGUUGAAGAAAAGCACUAUAAUGCUAUCCUGAACCCCUCUGGUGUGGAGACCAUAAAUAGGGAGGGGUACUUCCCACAAUCAGCCAUUCCAGGGAAAACUCUUCCUAAACCUCAGAGGUGCCAAAAGGAAGGAGCAAUCCUCAAAGAUAGUCUGUAAGCAGAAUGGGUAGAAAGGAAUGGGUUUGCAGAAAUGAAGCUAUCCCUGAAUAUGAACACACACACACACACACACACACACACACACACCUCCUCAUAAAAACAACAAGGGUAUGCUUGACCUAAACAACUGUCCCUCAGUACUACCCUGACCCAUUCACAGGUCUCCAGUUAGGCAAAGGACAAGCAAUACAAAAACAGGAUUCUACAUCUAAUUUUCCUCCACCAGCCAGAACCACUUUUGACACACAGCACAAAGCUCUCCAUGAAAUACUUCAGAAGAGUGGACUUCAGAUAUCGCUUCUGGGGUCAGUCCUAGGCCAGAGGAAGCAGCUUCCUCCCGAGAACCCUCACCUGUUAGAAACCAAGCACACAGAAGAGGUUUUUUCACACCAAAGGAUGCCAUUGUGCAUGAGCAUGUGAUUGCCUUUGCUCUGGUUAAUUUCCAGUUGCUUCCAGGAAAACACAGCACGGUCACAUGCAACAAGGUGGCAGUUUUCCCUCAAAACUCAUGAACGACCCUUGAUAUGUCUGUUAGUAUAAAAUAUGCAAGUGUAAGAACUUACUUUGCCAAAUAUAUCUCUCUUCUUUUGAAUUGGCCAAGAGAUUUCUGCAUCUUUAUUCUACAAAUGUCGACACACACACACACACACACACACACACACACACACACACACACCUCUGAAAUACAUGCCAAUAAUUGAUGUCCUUUACCUCAGGGAGUGUUAGUUCAAGUCUACACAAGGGAAAUUAGUGGUCCUAGAUCUAAAAAGUCACACCCCAACGUGGAUAGGACUGGCUGUGAUGCUUCUGGAGGAAGUCAGAGUAGAAAGCAAGCUAGGAGCCUCUUCUCAAUGGACUGCAAAUGACCAGGGGAUGGUAUGCAACUCUACUUUCUUUUCCUGUGGCCCUGGUGGGACCCCUUGUCCACCUUGCACAGCUGUGUCUUCACUUAGAAAAUAGGGGUGAUGCUUUCAUAGUAGCCUCGCCCCUUCCUACCUCACAGACAUAAUGUGAGGAUUACUGAAAUUGUGUCUACAGUGUUUUCAGUUUCUGGAAAAAAACUAUUUAUGGACGUUUCAAGUAUUAUAUAGAUAUAUAAGUGAUCUCAGUUUCUUAUUUGCUAUUAUACUGGUAUCUUGUUUUUACUUAUUCUCUAAAACAACAGUUAAUGUCAUGGCCACAUCAAAUGGCUAUCAGAGCUCUGAACAUCCCUCCUAUGCACCUGACUGAUGCAGGGUUAACUGUUCCUGGAACCACAAAGGAUGAUCUCCCCUCUGACUGAAAGUUGACCCAGGACACAGGUCUCACAGAUAUGCAUCAGGAUCCAGGGUAGGAUGACACACAAUAGAUGCCUGAGCACUAAUGGCAGAAGACCUCUGACUUUCACAUCCCGAGGUCUUGGAGUAGAUUAUGGUCUAAUGUGACCUGUUCGCCCUUCAUCUUGCUUGCAGAGGUGCAUGGUUUAAUCCUGUGCAUCUUGAAAAUUUGUGAUUGGUCCAGUUGCUAAUUUGCACGUCGAUUCACCUUUGCCUUUAACCUUCUUUUGAGGGCAAAUGGAUGUACCAUUUCAACUUUGAUCUCGGGAAUGUUAGUUGAUACUUGCUCGUUGCCACAUUUCUCUCUUGGAGUGAGUUAGCUGACAUUGUCAAAAGAUGAGAAGGUGUGCAACUUCUUGGAUAUUUGAUGAUGUCAUAUCUACAUUUGUUGUAAGAUCUAUUGCAUACCAAUUAUAAAUCUACCAAUUAAAGUGGUUAAAAGCCUG